GGCAAAACGAGUCGAGCCACAGCCGGCCAUACGAAGCGAUCGUAGAUGAGUGUUUCUUUCGUCGAGCCGCGCUUUUUCACUUCCGUACGAGCAUUUUUUUUAUAUCGUCUAUCCUCCUACUCUACGGCUUUUCCAUAGUGUUCGUUAGAUUACGACAAUGUCGUUUUACGAAUUUGAACGAAAAAUCGCUUCUUCCCGCGGUGCUCGCUCGAAUUCGUUGUGAAGUGCGCGUGUGUUUCUCUCUCUCUUUCUCUCUCUUUCUCUUUCUCUCUUUUUCUUUCUUUCUUUCUUUCUUUCUUUCUUUCUCUCUCUCCUUGUUGGUGCACGCGGUUUCUAGUGUAUAUAACUGUGUUCAGUGUUUCAGCACGUGGAUAUUAUCACCCGAUAGAGGAAUGAUGUUCGUUUAAACGAUUUGGAACUGCCUAAAUACGAUCGGAGAUUUUCAAGUGAGAAAAGAAAUAAAAAAAAAAAAAAAAAGAAAAAAGAAAAGAAAAAAACAAAACAAAAAAAAAAGAAGUAAAAAAUAAAAAAUAAACGCAAGAAAAAAGCGUCAAGAGGACAAAAAAACAAUCUUUCAUCAAAGAUGUCUCGCUCAAUUUCGAAUUCGAAUAAAACUCGUUUAUCACGUGUUUCAUAUUAAAACGAGAUAGUCUUGUUACGCUUGAUAACAAUCAAGAGAUAGAAACGAGAGAGGUCAGUCAGCAAGGAUGGAUAAGUAGCGGAAAAUUUUACGAAUGGCAGUAGAGGAGCCGUAUUAUCGUUAAGGAGGACUAAACCUUACGAACAUUGUCGACUAUCAGCGGUGGCGAUGUUCGAAAAGAGUUCCUUCAUUGAGAGAGUUGCUAGAGAAAGGCACGAUAAAUAGUCUUACGUGGGCUAUUAUGACGGAAUACUUGGAUCCACAUUUCAUCCGGGCACUUUGCCGCGAUCCAGAAAGACGAAAUCUUCAGGACUUGCAGAUCAUAUAUUAUGGACUUCUGGGACUCGAAGCAUUACGUCCAUGCAGAGACUCUAUUCUGCGUGGGCUUUGUAAAAUUGUACGCUAUGAGAGACAUAAUGCGAAUCAUGUCCUCUAUUACACCGGUGAAUUGGCAACCAGCUGGUACAUACUGCUCUCAGGUUCUGUGUUUAUCGAUGGAUCCAUGUACCUGCCCUGUUCCAGCUUUGGAAAGCGGACGGGCAGCAGUGCCAGGAGACCCAACGAAUGUUUCGUCUUGGAGCCCUCCGAGAUGAUCGUCAUCGACUAUCCGGAGGUCCAUGGAGGAGGAAGGAUGCAUCGGCCACCGCAUCCACAUCCUAUAACCGACCAUCGUCAGGUCAAUCUGGUCUUCGACGACACGUUUUCGCAAGGCCUGACAGGUAGGCCAGAGCUGUAUCAAAAAUCCAAUAGGAGUAGUCAUUCAAGUGAUACAAGUUCUGCGUACAGUGGCUCAGACACAAUGACAUCUGUACAAAGUUCUUUGGAUGCGGACGCAGACGAGGUUGAUCUUUCUGGUCUUGUUGAGUCUAUAGUAGACAGCGAUGAGGAAGAAGAUUUGGCUGAGAGUAUGGAUAGUUUGAAUGUUCGUGAUGCUGUACGAGAAUGUUUAGAAAAAGAUCCUGUGGAAAGAACAGAAGAAGAUAUAGAGACACUUUUAGAAUUUACACAACAACUAAAGGCCUUCACCAAUAUGACACUGGCUGUAAGAAGAGCGCUGUGCGCUGUCAUGGUAUUUGCAGUGGUUGAACGAGCUGGCAUGGUUGUAUUAAAUGAUGGAGAAGAAUUGGAUAGUUGGAGUGUACUCAUUAACGGUACUGUUGAAAUUGAACACAGUAAUGGCGAGGUGGAACAGCUUCAUCUUGGAGAUAGUUUUGGUAUUUUACCUACCAUGGAUCGACUUCUGCAUCAAGGUGUUAUGAGGACAAAAUGUGACGAUUGCCAAUUCGUGUGUGUCACACAAGCAGAUUAUUUUAGAAUUCAGCAUCAAGGUGAAGAAAAUACGAGAAGACACGAAGAGAAUGGUAGGGUGACAUUAGUUACAGAAUUACGAGGCGCCUUGGAUGGUGGUGUACGCCGGGGUCAUGUAGUGAUUAGAGCAACCCCCGAGCGUUUAAUGUUACAACUUAUCGAAGAAAACAGUAUUACGGAUCCCACUUAUGUGGAAGAUUUUUUAUUAACUCAUCGAACUUUUAUCGAUAGCCCUUUAUUAGUUGCGAGCCAAUUAUUAGAGUGGUUUGACCAAGCUCAGGUCAGAGAUCGUGUUGCGCGUGUUGUAUUACUUUGGGUAAAUAAUCAUUUUACGGAUUUUGAAACGGAUCCAGCUAUGAUGGAAUUUUUAGAAGCCUUUGAAGCUGGAUUGGAAAGAGAAAAAAUGCAGGGUCAACAAAGGUUAUUAAAUAUUGCCUGCGCGGCAAAAGCAAGGACGCGGAAUGUAACAUUAGCAAGGCCUAACAGAGAUGAAAUUCUCCACUUUAGCAUUUUAGGUGGUUAUGAAAGAGGUUUUGGAAUUUUUAUUUCAAAAGUUGAUAAGAGAUCGAAGGCUGAGGAUGUCGGUUUAAAACGUGGCGAUCAAAUUUUGGAAGUGAACGGGCAAAGCUUUGAACAUGUUAAUCAUGCCAAAGCAUUGGAAAUUUUAAGGAGUUCGACUCAUCUCAGUAUCACCGUAAAAUCUAAUCUUCUUGCUUUCAAAGAAAUGCUCCAAAUGCCGGAUAAUUCUCCAAGGCCAAGAGGAAGGGCAAAUAAGCCAGAAAUUCCUAGACUUCAAUCUGAUCCACGCGCAAGACUCUCUACUCAUGUUGAUCCUAUAACUCCAGUAAAUCCCUUGAAUCCUUUAGUAGGUGGAGUACAUCUCUUAAUAGCAGAUAGUAAUGUUUCUCCUUGUAAGGAUGCUAAAAAGGAGCAUAAAGGAUUUAUGACUCUUGGACCUAAACGGAGAUUACAAAAAGCACUUAUGAAAAUGAAUAUACUGCCAAAGAAUACAAUCAACGAUGGUGUGCACUUAGAUGAUCCUCUCGCUCCACCACAUACACCGCCAGGAACGUGCGGUUCACAAACUACAACUAAUCUAUAUCAUUCGAAAAGUAAUCCUGAUCUUACAUCAUUAUAUUGUUACGAUGAUCUUAGAGCACCAGAUUAUCCGGAACACGUAUUAAAGGUUUACAAGGCUGAUCAAACUUGUAAAUAUCUUCUCAUUCACAAAGAGACAACGGCGCAUGAGGUGGUAAUGCUCGCGCUACAGGAGUUUGGUAUCACCGAAAGUAGUUCGAAUUUCUCUUUGGCGGAAGUAAGUGUUGGUGAAGGUGGGAUGAUCAAGCAGCGAAGAUUACCAGAACAGCUGCAAAAUCUUGCAGAAAGAAUCGGUUUAAGUUCGCGUUAUUAUUUAAAGACUAACGGUAUAUCAGAAACUUUAGUAGCGGACGAACAGGCGCCUGAACUUAUACGUGAAUCUCAAGUACAUUUUCUACAAUUAAAUGCUGUAGAGGUAGCCAUCCAAUUAACUCUACAGGAUUUUAGUAUAUUUAGACAAAUUGAAUCUACAGAAUAUGUGGACGAUUUAUUUGAAUUAAAGAGCAGGUACGGAAUACCAAUGCUCAGUCAGUUCGCGGAGCUAGUCAAUAGAGAAAUGUUUUGGGUCGUUACGGAAGUUUGUUCCGAGCACAAUCUUGUACGCCGUAGCAAGAUUAUAAAACAAUUUAUAAAAAUAGCUCGACAAUGCAAAGAGUGUAAAAAUUUUAAUUCUAUGUUCGCAAUUGUAUCUGGUCUUGGUCAUGGCGCGGUGUCGAGGUUGAGAGCAUCUUGGGAAAAACUGCCAAGUAAAUAUCAGAGAUUAUUCAGUGAUUUACAAGAGUUAAUGGAUCCUAGUCGUAACAUGAGUAAAUAUCGUCAACUAGUAGCGUCCGAACAAACGCAACCACCGAUCAUACCCUUCUAUCCUGUAGUCAAAAAAGAUUUGACCUUUAUUCAUCUGGGUAACGAUUCUAGAGUAGAAGGUUUAGUGAAUUUCGAAAAGCUCAGAAUGAUCGCUAAAGAGGUCAGAACAUUGACGAAUAUGUGUUCGUCUCCGUACGAUCUAUUGACCAUGUUGGAAAGAGGUGGACAACCACCGAGUUCCGCGAUGGUAGCAUUGAAUCAAAUGACAACGGGUAAUCAAGGUGGUCAAACGGCAACGGUUAAAAGACGUAAGAAAUCGGCAGCGGCACCAAAUCCGAAGAAAAUGUUCGAAGAAGCACAAAUGGUACGAAGAGUAAAGGCAUAUCUUGCUAAUAUGAAAGUUAUUACCGACGAGGAACGAUUGCACGCACUUUCCGUCGAUUGCGAACCUCAUGCCGGUGCUGUCGCCAUUGCUGCAGCGGUACCACUCACUGGAAGUCGAGGGAGAAGGCAUCCUUCUCCCACGCUUUCAACUACGAGUAGUGCCAGUAGCACGAGCGAGGGAAGAAAGAGCAUACAAGGUACAAAGUUCGGAGCUGCCUCACCUCAGGCAGUAAGGAAGAUGUUGGCUCUUUCAGAUCCUCACAAAACUCGACCGUAUCAACCUAAACAUUGUCCACCACCCCUUCCAGUACCUGGAUUGGCAUUGCACUCUAGUGGACUUGAACCAAGUCCUGGUGCACCGAGAAGAGUUGGUUCUGGUAGUAGAGUUCCGAUGCACGAAAGAUCGCACAGUGAUACACCUUCGAGUUUACCACCACCGGUUGAUCUCAGUGCCGAGAGUAGCAGUGUCACAAGUCUGAGUAAUCUUCAACCAUUACGGAAAACUUUAACGAGCGGUUCAGUGACGAGCAGUGAUAGCGGUCACAGUACUCAACUGGACAGUCAUAGUGGAAGCAGCGUAGAGGCAGGUGGCAGUCCGCCACCACCGCAAAGACGGCAUUCCGCCAUGCAAGGGUCAAUUAUGAGAGGUGGUGCUCCACCGUUUCCUCACGCUGUAGCAGUGUUACCUCCGCUUCCUGCCAACCACAACCAGAAUCACAACCACAAUCAUCAUCAUCACCAACAUUAUCACGAUCAUCACCAUCACGAACCCCAAACCCCUCAAGGUUCCGGUCUGGCCGGAGUCCAGGGCCCACCAAGCGCAGGGACAACGACCAUUAUGACGAACCUUACAUCCAUGACGACGAUGACGUCGAACGCGUCGAUGAGAGCCGGCCUGGCCGGCAUGGGUGGUAGUCAGUGCCGCCAACCACCGGCUUACAAAGUCGCAGCGCAGAUGGCAAGAUUACACAGGCUCGGCCGUGCUCACAGCCACGAAGGAGUUACUUAUCGGACCGAUCACGAAGAUGAUGACGAGGACGCCCAAGUGUCGGCGGUAUAAACAAUCGACGAGCAUGCCGAGCAACGAGACCCGGCCGUCCCAUAGUUAAUUUUCUUAAUGCUGAUUUCCUUUCGUCGGGGAUCGAAAAGUCGAGAAAUACGAGAAACGUUCUCAAUAAACGUUUCGUAAAGAACGAAUUAGGAGAGACAUGGCGAAGUUCGAAAUUGCACGGGAGCGGCGCAACUUCGUAAACAUUUUGUCUUUUGCCACGUAGAUCUUCAAUCGAUCAUUAUUAUCGACGGACGAGGAAAGAUGCAGCAUCAAGUCCGAAGUUAGCAACGAGCUCGAUCGUGCGAGAUGGAUACUAAUAAUUGAAUCUCAAGAUACGUUUGAAUUCUUCCUCUUUCUCUGUUUUUUUUUUCUUUUUUUCUUUUUUUUUUUGCCCUUAAAAUAGAUUGAAAGUUAAAGAGAGAGAGAGAGAGGGAGAGAGAGAGAGAGAGAGAGAGAGAGAGAGAGGAGAGAUAGAGAGAAAGAGAAAGAGAGAGAGAAGAAAAUUAAAGGAAGAAAAAUGAAAGCACGAUGACUUUCGUUGAGCAGUGCAAAGCGCUCGUCUUCCACAAGUGAAAAAAAAAAGAAAGAAGAAAAAAAAAUGACGAGGAAAUUUGUUCUGAUGAAUAGAAGACAAAGAAAGAAUGAAUGAAUAAAUGAAUGGAAGGAUGGAUGAAUGAAUGAAUGAAUGGAUGAAUGAAUGAAUGAAUGAAAGAAAGAGAAAGGGAACAGUGCGAAAAUCGCUAAAAGAAGAGAGAAAUGCGGGUAAGUCGUACUCCGCGAUAUGCGAAAUCGUGUGAACGUAAGCUGGCGAAACACUUUAGCAUGGAUUACUUUCUCUUUCUUUUGCUCCUUUCAUUUUGUUUUGCUUUUCACGUUGAAAUACGAAAAGGAUAAGGAAAGCUUCAUCGUCGGGCCGUCGUCGGUAAGCUCUCGACACGAAUCGAUGAGAGAAAAGAAAGGAAGAAAAGAAAAGAAACAAAAAAAAUGAAAAUGAAAAUGAAAAUGAAAAUGAAAAGAAGAGAAGAGCGAUUAUAAGUAAUAUUCUAUAUAAAUGUGUAAUAAAUCGAGUCCAAAGAUGUUAUAUAUAUAUAACGCGUAUCGCCGAUGAUAAUACGAAAGAGACGGCGUAUCCUGUAUUAUAAUACUUUGUAGGAUAGCUUUUAAAGAGUAUACUUCCUUCCCUUUUGACUUGCCCAUGAACCUUCUCUGGCGGUCGAUCCCAACCCCCAUCUCCUUUCAUCUACUUUCAACCCCUCAUCCCACCCCACCCCACCUUACCCCACCCCCACUCUCAUUCUUCCCUCAUCUUUAAAUA
Vespa mandarinia (Asian giant hornet) is the source of this 6600-nucleotide messenger RNA. Its product is annotated as rap guanine nucleotide exchange factor 2. Gene Ontology annotation, cellular component: apical plasma membrane; plasma membrane. Gene Ontology annotation, molecular function: protein binding; guanyl-nucleotide exchange factor activity. The record is from RefSeq and is a predicted model, not a curated record. Gene Ontology annotation, biological process: Ras protein signal transduction. NCBI's taxonomy places the organism in Eukaryota, Metazoa, Arthropoda, Insecta, Hymenoptera, Vespidae.